AUGGGCAGUCGUGCGGCCAAGGAUCAUCAACUGGACCUGCAUCGUCGCCAGUACGGCCGCUCUAGCGACAGACCCGUCGCAACAAGGCACCCAUACCUGGAAGAAGAGCGGAUGAGCCGUUCUAGGUCGAGAAGGGUGAACCAGGCUUCGGAUGGCAGUCUACUCGAAACCGCCAGAAGUGACAAUGACAUUGUGGAAGACUGGCUUGCCAAUGUCAGUCGUCGAGGCGUCGAUACUAGAGAGUCCGCAAAGCGACUACAGUCAAAUCAGGACAAGAGCAAUGCUCAAACUCCAGAAUGGAGGCCGCACGGGAUCUCCCUCCAGAACGCUGUCCGAGGUGGUCAUAAGCGCGCCCCAUCACGAGAUAGCUCCAUCAUCCCCGAGCCGAUGACGAAGAAAGCCAGGCCAUCUAUAGCGGUAACUAGCCAUGGGCCCAUCCAUCGCUCUCUUGUGACAGGAGUCACAGAUUUCCCUAUAUCAGCAGAUAGUUCCCCGCUCAGGUUUGAGAAACGAACGAGACACAAAACAAGAGAAGACCGUUACUAUUCUUGGAAGAAGCCCAAGGAAAAGCGACGUAGGGCCCCUGAGGAGACUGCCAGGCGGUCGGAAGACGUGCCGAAGAAGCCAAUCUUAUCGGGCCGAGAUGUCAUGAACAACUUCCAACCUGAAGCCUUUCUGAACGACAGGCUCACGCUCCAGCCGUGCCUGACGCCAGGCCUCUUUCAAAAUGGGCAGAUAUCUUCGUCAAAGCCUGUUGUAGACCUAGCCUACAACUCCAUGUCUUCGGUCGAGCAGCCUCCAUCACGCGAGUACUCGUGGCAACGACAGCAACGCUUAGAAGCCAAGGCUAGACAACGGCGAGAGAUUGAGCUGGUGGAAAUAUCAACGUUUCUUCGUCGCAAGGAGACGCCUACAACAGGACACCCAAUCGCCGGCCGAGGGCGAUCUCGUGAUGGCUACGAAGAUUAG
This is a messenger RNA of Colletotrichum abscissum, 969 nucleotides long. RefSeq lists its product as uncharacterized. The record is from RefSeq and is a predicted model, not a curated record. Bases 1 to 969 code for a protein of 322 amino acids. Lineage: Eukaryota; Fungi; Ascomycota; Sordariomycetes; Glomerellales; Glomerellaceae. The transcript has 3 exons.